AAAGAAAAGAAAAAGCAACAUUCGUUCAACAUCCAUCCCAUAAUUUCAAACAAGUCUUCUUCCUCCCAUUUUUUUGCCCCAGCAAUUUUCUCCUUCUUUCAAACGCGUCGUCGGUCGACAUAUUCUCCGGGAAUCAUUUUUCAUCUUCCCGAUCAUUUCUCGGCCGCCGAUCACCUUCUCGCUCUCUCAUUCCUUUUCGUUAAUUACUUGAUCAUUUCGCUCUAUAUCUCGCAGCUCCACCUCUAAAUUCCUCGAUUAUCUGUGUUGAUUUGAGGAGAAAUGUCAAGUCAAGGCCGGAAAAGUUUUUCGUCGUCAUCUUCACAUGCAAAGAACAAAGCCGUAGAAAAUGGAGGUCUUUCUGAUGCUGCUCGAAAGCCUUUCCCUUCCUCACGCACUAUAGGAUUAACUGGAGAACGGACAGUAAAGCGCUUGCGACUAUCAAGGGCUCUUACGAUUCCUGAAAGCACAAGUGUUUAUGAUGCUUGUCGUAGGAUGGCUUCUCGCAGGGUAGAUGCUGUAUUAUUGACUGAUUCAAAUGCUUUACUCUGUGGUAUUCUUACAGAUAAGGAUAUUGCUACACGAGUUAUUGCUGAAGAUCUUAAUCUUGAAGAAACCCCUGUUUCAAAAGUGAUGACCAAAAAUCCUGUAUUUGUUCUUGCUGACACUCUAGCUGUGGAAGCCUUGCAAAAGAUGGUGCAAGGGAAAUUUAGGCAUUUGCCGGUAGUGGAUAAUGGAGAGGUUAUAGCUUUGCUUGACAUAGCAAAGUGUUUAUAUGAUGCCAUUGCUCGUAUGGAGAGGGCAGCUGAAAAAGGAAAGGCCAUUGUUGCAGCUGUUGAAGGCGUGGAGAAAAAUUGGGGCUCAACGGUGUCUGGCCCUAAUACAUUCAUCGACGCACUAAGGGAGCGAAUAUUUAGGCCUUCAUUGUCUACAAUUCUUUCUGAGCAUUCAAAGCUCCUUACUAUAUCACAAACUGACACCGUCUUACAAGCGGCAAAGAAGAUGCUUGACUUGCGUGUUAGUUGUGCUAUUGUGACUUUUGAAAAUAAGCCAAAGGGCAUUUUAACUUCCAAGGAUAUAUUGAUGCGGGUGAUUGCACAAAAUCUUCCUUCAGAUUCAACACUUGUUGAAAAGAUCAUGACACCUAAUCCAGAAUGUGCAACGGUUGAUACUCCGAUUGUUGAUGCUUUGCACACGAUGCAUGAUGGGAAAUUUUUGCAUUUGCCAGUUGUGGAUAGAGAGGGACACGUUGUUGCUGUUGUUGAUGUAAUUCACAUCACCCAUGCAGCUGUUGCCACUGUCGGCAAUACUGGUGGGAUAAAUACCGAAGCUACUACCAAUAUGAUGCAAAAAUUUUGGGAUUCUGCUAUGCAAUUGGGGCCUGCAGAUGAUGAAGAGGAUUCGAGGAGUGAGGGAUCCCUUAAAUUGGCGUCUGAAAGCGGCGAUACAACAAAAUCCUAUCUCACAUCUUCGAUUCAAGCAAAUAGCUUUGCCUUCAAAAUAGAAGACAAGAGAGGCUGGAUGCAUCGAUUUAUAUGUGAUACUCGAAGUUUGACCGAUGUCAUUACUUGCAUUCUUCAAAGAGUGGGUGAUGAUAUUGAUCACAACAAUCUGCCUCAAAUUUUGUAUGAGGAUGAAGAUGGUGAUAAAGUUGUCCUUGCUACUGAUGGUGAUCUUGUUGCAGCUGUAGAUCAUGCUAAGCUAGCUGGGUGGAAGGGAUUAAAACUACAUUUAGAUUAUUCUGGCUCACGACGUCGUAAACAUGCUUCUGGAUCUGCGAGCUUAGACUAUGCUCAGGCUGAUGCAUGGGCAUCUGCAUACAGUGCAGUAGCAGCUAGUGCUGCACUUGUUGCUGGAUUGGGUGUCCUUGCUUAUCUGCGGAGAAGUGGAUGAUAAGCGUACUUCAGUUUUGGUAAUGAAGGCUCUUGACAAAUACAACAAGAUUUCAUUUGCAGGACCAAGUAGUGAGUUGCAAUUCUUAUUCAUGUCGAUUUUUUGUCGGCUAAGUGUGUGAUUAGCCAUGCGUGAAACAAAUAACAGAUUUGUAAAUGUUAAAUGGAAGAAUAUAGCUAAUAAAAAUCCCAAAUGCAUGUAAUUUCAUACUUUUAACGAUACGAACAGAGCCAGCUGAUGAGUUUUGAUAUAUGAUGAAGCAUUGUGUUGGUGUUUUGCUA
Amaranthus tricolor (Joseph's coat) is the source of this 2171-nucleotide messenger RNA. RefSeq names its product CBS domain-containing protein CBSCBSPB1. Gene Ontology annotation, molecular function: protein binding. Lineage: Eukaryota; Viridiplantae; Streptophyta; Magnoliopsida; Caryophyllales; Amaranthaceae. The transcript is spliced from 15 exons. The record is from RefSeq and is a predicted model, not a curated record. Bases 280 to 1890 code for a protein of 536 amino acids.